Amorphotheca resinae ATCC 22711 is the source of this 1983-nucleotide messenger RNA. RefSeq lists its product as hypothetical. Gene Ontology annotation, molecular function: protein binding. Bases 61 to 1524 code for a protein of 487 amino acids. Lineage: Eukaryota; Fungi; Ascomycota; Leotiomycetes; Helotiales; Amorphothecaceae. The record is from RefSeq and is a predicted model, not a curated record. The transcript has 3 exons.
GACCACAAAGGCCAUCGCCAUCCAGCAACGCCCAGCGACCAUCGAGCCGGCUCCGAUGCCAUGCCUCCCAAGCGUCGCCGCUCAAGUGCUGACGAGUCCAUACCGCUUCCAGUAUCAAAGAGAACACGAACGAACUGCCCUCCCGACCACCUUUCCGACCUCUCAGACGAACUCCUCAUCCGCAUCCUGCAUCUCCUGCCUAUCCAGACCCUCCUACAGUGCCAGCGUCUCUCCCGCCGCUUCUAUGCUCUCGCUGGUGACUCUCAAAUAUGGAAGAACCUAUACUACGUCCGAUUUGUGCUCCCGCGAGCUCUUCGGAUCCCAGGAAUCAAGGCGGCGCAUCCCGACGAUGUUCUGAAUUUCUCCUCCAAGAGGAGCAAAUGGCUAGAUGAGAACUCUCUCGUGAAUCGUGCAGAUGGAAAGAAGACAAAUUGGAAAAGGCAGUACAAAUUGCGACAUAACUGGUCGAUUGGUGCUUGUGAGACACAAGAGAUUCACCUGGCGGACCGCCCGUCUGUACCCUCGACGUUGGUCAAGCUGGCCGAGAGAGUAGUUGUCACAGCGGAUAAGGAAGAGGGGCUGAGGGCGUGGGAUUUAAAGGGGAAGGCGUUGGUUGCGGAGUGCCAGUUGGAAAAGGGACUCGUGCCUACUUGCCUGGCCGUCGAUGAGCAGCAGUCAGAGACCAGUGGGCUAGGAAUUGCUGUUGGGUUCGCGGGUGGCGGGUGGGGGAUCUGGAGGCUUCACGUUGAGCAGAGGACCUUCGCGCAGGCGUACAGACACCCUGAAUCGAGUAACGGGACGCUGGGUGCAAUUGCGUAUGCAAAUCCCUACAUUCUCACCAUCACCGACUCGCAGCUGUUGUCGCUCUAUACCUUGGGCCGAGAAGUUCCCAUUCGAGAUGCUGACGAGAUCUCGCCCUCGGUGGAAAACGUGGAAGAGAUCCCUUCGAGGACAGAAAGCCCGUCUUCGAAUUCACCCCAACCUCGCCUCCUCGCCUCACUCAAGUCACACACCUCCUGGCCACCCCUAUCUCUCGCAAUCCGCACGACGUCCAGAAGUCUCAUAGCUAGCAUCGCCUAUUCGCUCCCCACCUACCUUUCCGGGUACACGGUGGGCCUUCAGGAACUUCACCUCUCCCUCACCACGGGCCUCGUCACAUUCUCCCGAAUCGCAUCUGCGCUCCCGCAAGGCUUCUCCUCUCUAUCCUCCACGCUGCCAUCUUCCCCAUCCCCCUCUCCAUCACCUGGCUCCCACUUGAGUUACUCUCACCCCUACAUCCUAGCCACGCACCCCGACAACACCCUUACCCUCUACCUCUGCACCUCCGACCCAACCACGCUCUCCAUCUCCCCCGGGACCAAGCUGUGGGGGCAUACCUCGUCCGUCUCCGCGGCAGAGAUCACACCGCGGGGGAAGGCUGGAGGAGAGGAGAGGAGGAGAGGGAGAAGAGAGAAGAGAGGAGGGAGCAGAGAGGGGGGAGGCGUAAUAAAUAGAACUGGCGGUUGGGUUCUGCCUAACCUGUAGCAAUGCAAUGCAAUGCAAGAGAAGGAGGAGAAGGAGGAGGAGAAGAAGAAGUAGAAGAGAAGAAGAAGAAGAGAGGAGGACGAGGAUAAUGAUGAUGAUGAUGAAGCCAAGGAGGACUUGCACCUCUGGUGGACGAUUGGGGCCCGUGACCCGCGGGGGAGUGAUUGUUGCCUGUGAAUCAGAUCAUCGAUGAUAACAUGUACAUGGCAGUGCCGUACCUCACACCUCGCACCUCGCACCUCGCACCUACUUGCCAGUCUUGUUGCCCGUGCCCGGUUCCCCACCUGACUGGAGAAGGCGCGUGGGCCCUGGGCGGGUGGAUUGGAGGAUGGAGGGUGAGUGGUGAGUGGUGGAUGUUGGCAGAACAGAUGGAGGGUGGUGAGAGGUGGAUAUGUUGGUGGAUGGUGGAUGGUGGAUGGUGGAUGGUGGAUGGCAGAUGGAGCAAGUGAUGCGGCAUUG